GCCCAUUUAGAGUCUGUCACUAAGAGGCUCUUAAACAUGGUUGUUAUUAGUCACGAAGAUCCACGUUGGAACAGCUGGACGUGGAACGCUCGGACAAGGAGCGAAACAGCACAACUCUCACCUAAUUGGGUGUGUGUGUGUGUGUGUGUGUGUGUGUGUGUGUGUGUGUGUGUGUGUGUGUGUGUGUGUGUGUGUGUGUGUGUGUGUGUGUGUGUGUGUGUGUGUGUGUGUGUGUGUGUGUGUGUGUGUGUGUGUGGUGGAGACUACUUACAGGAAAAAUUUAAAUUUUUAGCAGGAAACCCAAAUGUUAUAAAGGCAUUUUAACGACAGAGGAAUGAUUGAGGUGACGUUAGGUCGACCUGUAGACACAACAGACGAAAACUAAUUCAGUCACUUCAGGAGCUGCUGAUGAACAUCAAAAUGCAUAUGUUCAAACAUAUUUGACAUCAUGAAUUCUCAAAAUGUUAUAUAUAUAUAUGGUUUGGAAUACUCCAUUUAACACAUGCACUCUUGAUCUGUAUUUGAUAAUUACAGUUGGUGUUUGGUGUUAGAAUAUCCUUAAAAGCAGUAACUGAAAUGGGCUUGCAUGAGCAGAACCAAAUUCUUUGUAGUGGUGGUUUGAAGUGAUUUUGAUUUUUGCAUUGAUGAGUAGCACUGUAACACUAUCCUGACUCCAUCUCCUGCUAAUCCAAGUCUAGGGACAGAAUCAGAUCAGGAGGGGCAUUUAGAUACAGCCAAUCACAUAUUGGAAAAUUCAUAUUCAUAUACUCUGAAUUGCAAAUUGAACUUGUGUUUAGGACAUAACUGUGCCCAACCCCCUAAGGAAAUUAGAACUGUAGUGCAUCAAGAAGGUGACCUCAUGUGUUUGGCCCAGGCCACAGAAUGUUUCUCAGAUCUGAGAGGACCAGGGGGAUUAUUCACACCAUUAAUUCCUCAAUUUACUGGAUGAAAUAGCAGAGGGCACUGUGUCCCACUGCUCCCUGCUUCUUACCUGCUUCUCUGACCGGCGGCCUAGUUAAUUAAAACACUCAUCUCACUGAUAAACCUGUUAAAGCCAUGCAAAGUAAACUAGACCUCUAGGUUUUAUUUGAGCUUCUCUUUACUUGUUCAGAUAAAAGUCUCACCCACAGUCACAGAGGAUGAACACGUUUGUAUAGACUGAAAUGAUAAAUGACAACAAUUGUUCUGAUAUUAGAACUAGACCACAGUUGAGUGAACUAACUGUACUGUAUGUUAUGAGAUUCAUAAAGUAUCCAUUUCCACAUCGACAUGGCAGGAACUGAUCACGUUUUUGUGUCUUCAAGUCCUCAGUGUGUCAGACAAAUACAGUCACUGGACCCAAUUUUCACUGCACAAUUAUCAUGGCCAAAAAUAUUCACCAUACAAAUAUUAUUGCAUUAACAUAAAAAAUAUAUAGUUUUUAUACCAAAUAUUUCACACCAAAUAUUUCAAUUUAUUUUUUGUUUUGUCUCAGAUAAAUUAUACCAAAAACAUGAGAAAUAUUCUGAAAUACCUUUCUAUAAAAGUAAACAAAAAGAACAAUAAAUCCUUUUCCACCUUUUUCAAUUACGUCCAGGAGCAGACAAAUAAUAAAGGAAUUGUUUUAUCAACUUUGGUGAAAGCCUCUAAAACUUCUAUGCUAGAGCCUAUAAGUAAAUAAUUAAAGUUAAUCAUUUUUAAGGCCUCUGUUGUUCUCACUGUAUUAACUCUGACCUUAAAGUACUAUUCAUUGAAAAUCCACAGACACAAAACAAUAAAUAAAUAAAACUACUUCUUAGUUUUUUUAUGAGCCCUGUAAAUUCAGUCCUGGUGCCCUCCUGAAAAAUCUUUUCACAAUCUUGUCCUGGUAGCUCAUUAGGUGGAACUUUGGCCUGGAAAGCGGGUUCAAACCUCCUACCUCAUCAGGUGUAAUUAUUAUUAUUAUUAUUAUUAUUAUUAUUAUUAUUAUUAUUAUUAUUAUUAUUAUUAUUAUUAUUUGUAGUUGUAGUUGUAGUGUUAGUAGUAGUAGUAGUAGUAGUAGUAGUAGUAGUAGUAAAUAAUAGUCAAAACAGAUUUGAACUGAAAGUAACGCAGACCUCAAAUACGCCUUAAUGUUUCUGAACAUGUGUCGUUUUAUCACUUCAGUUUAUAUGGUAACUGGAAACUUGUGUAGGCAGAGGCAUAGUGGUUAUUAGUGUAGGCUUCAAUAUUUAACAUGUUCCUAAUUGUCCCCGCAAACUCAAUAAGUUGGCACAGAUGAUAAGUAGAUUCCAUUUUAACCAGAUUAAUAUCCUUUGUUCCUGUAGCUUAUUUAUUGCACUGUCAUACCACAGCCCCUCUGAUUGUGGAUGGUUGUUUCAAGAGAUCAUUAAAAAAACAAUCUGAACAAAUAAUUUAAAAUUUUAAUCAAAUACGUAUCCAUACAUGCAUUUAUAUUAUAUUUAUUAUAUGUAAAUAUAUACUCAGUAUAAGUACUGUUGUUCCUCUACUACAUCAAACGCAAGCUUACUGCAGCUGAGUCUUUAUUCCAUUGACUCAAGAUCAUCAAAACUUCAUGAAUCAGUUUUAAACUGUAGAACUUGUUUGUGGAAAGAACCACUUUGAGAGAAAUAUAAAUUGAAACCUGUAGUCUACAAAAAGAGCUGUGACUCCCAUCCGUCUGUAAACACUCUGAUUAUGUAUGUACAAACCUGCUGGAAGCUUUGAUUGGUGUCCCACUGCUCUACAUUUUGCACUUGACUAAUUCACUCCAAUGAAACAGCCCUGGUCCCGGCUAAAUUUCCAUCCUUGUGUGUCUGUUGUUCCAUUGGAUCAUUUCAAGGUCCGUUACUAAGGAUUACUGUGUAAAUGCCAAGGCUAGUGGUGGACAGCUGCCUGAUCCACUCCAUUGGUGAUCAUGGGCCGUUUUUUUUCUUGUCAGAUUGUUUUGUCAUACAUUCAUGCGGAUGGAGCUCACACAGGACCAGGUCAAUGAAAUACGAGGCGGCUCUACAGGCACUACAGCCGAACUAUAAUAGGGUGUUUUUUCUAAGUGUCUAUGUUUAUUUUUCCACUGUAGGGAAAUAUUUACUCAACAUGCUUACAUGCUGGAACUUACACAGCUUGUGUAAGUUCCAUUAAUACUUUCUUCAACCCAAUUUUAUACCACAUGUGCACAUUCUAGGUUUAAAAAAUAUCCCAAAUAAAAACUUAAACAAAUCUUACUUUUAACUCUACUGAAAUACAAAAAGCUGAAAUUUACAUAGAUGUAAGCACCAGUGACAUUUAAAUCAAAAGUCAAUUUUCCUCAUCCAUCUGAAGUACAACCCUAUAGCCUAACCCCCUAAAUCCCACCAAACAGUCCAAUGAUAUGAUGAUAUAGAAUGAUACCAUUCUAUGAUUACCUGAAGACUAGGAUAAGUAGUUCUUGGUGUUGACUGUUUGCAGUAGGUGUUUUAUGUUAGCAGUACAGUGGCACAAUGUGCCUGUUCUGUGCAAUUUGACAGGGAAGAAUUCAGAAGAAAUUCAGUCAGGUCACCUUACAAUGGGGCAAUGGGGUGAACACUACACUGACCAUGGGGGGGGGGCUGGCCAAAACCCAGUGAAGGGAGAAGCUACCCUGAGGAGACGUGAGAACAGGGAGGGGGUAGAAUUGUUUUGUCUAGAAUACCUCAAGCACAACUAGAAAGAUGUAGCAAGGCAACAUUUUAAAACAUUGCCAUUUUCUCACCAUCUGAAAAUAACAACAUUCACCUUUUAGUAUCAAAGUACUGGCUGAUGCCACAGCAGUCACCUACUAGCUUGGCCUCUCUGACCGUCCCGUCCCCCAUCACUUCCACCACCCAUCUUCACCCACUCCAAAUUCACCCCCACCGCUCAGCUCCACUCAAUUGCAAGAAAAGCCAGAAAUACGUGUCUUUCUUUACGGUCUCUGCCAAGCUGUCCCUGUGGCUUAGGAGUCAAGAAUUCAAUUAGUUAAAAAAAGAGAAGAAAAGAGUGAGGUUGCAACAAUGCAGCGAUAAGGGGCAGAAUGUGCGUUCCCACACGCUAAAUACAGGGCGCUUUCUCAGGGGCCCACAGAGCCAGAGGACCCGCACCGCAGGAGGCGAGAAUAAUCACAGCUCCCUCUGAACCCCCUCAUUACACACACACACACACACACACACACACACACACACACACACACACACACACACACACACACACACACACACACACACACACACACACCUUACAUUCCUCACACACAGAUAGCUUCAUGCAGACAUGUGUUACAGUCAGACAUUGACUUGAAGAAAGACACACCUUCCAGACAUCCCACACAGCACACAUCCUCUCAUUACACGCUGGGCGCAUACAGGUGUGCUGGUCCCAGGUUAACCGCAGAGUACUUUCAUCUUUACAAAGACACACGCUUCCUCAUUUGACAGCCCAAAUGUUUUUUCUAAUGUUUGGGUGUGGUGGAGGUGACUGGAUACGCUGGUCACCCUAGUAUAAUACUACUUAUGCUGCUUUACCAUCCUCACAACCAUGCCUCUGCUACAGCAGAGUUGAGUUAAAGUCACUAUGUAUAUUAAUUUAGUUCCUGUAGUACAGUUCAUGGGGACUAGGGAUUAAUUCCAUUUCAUCCUUUUUAUUGACUUUCAAAAUAAUGUCCUUGUAUUAUUAUUAUUAUUAUUAUUAUUGCUAAAAUGCUCUGUGUUUAAGUACACUGCAACUUGCUGUUCCCUAACGUGAUCCUUAAUAGCAAAAUUCAGGUAAAUGAUCCAUGAAUUGACAAUAAUAUUGACAAUACAAUCUCGGGUUCAAUUAGAACUGGUAUUUAUUCAGUCCUUUUCAUCAUGCUGUUCAUAUUUGGACACAAUGAGACCAAGACAACACCCAAUGAUUGAUGAACAGUAACUCGCCAUUGCGAGGCUCUAAACGGGACUUUCUCAGAGAGAGGUGGCUACUGGGCUUAAUGUCUCAGAGUGUGAUCAGCAGGUUGCAACAAAGAUACAGAAGCUGGAACAGUCACAGUCACGUAGAAGUGGACGUCCUUUGGCCACAUCCCAUGCUGAUGACUGCUACAUUGUAACCAGUGCCCUGCAAAACCGGAUCAUGAAUGCCACUCAACCUCAGGAACGGUUACAGGAGUGAAUGUCUCAGGCAGUGGAGAACAGAGGAUGAGAUGCUGGAAGAAGGACCAUCAUGGGAGGACAAGCCCUUACACGGGAUGUACCACCGGAACAUAACUGAAGUGGCUGAUCUCAACAAAUCCUACCAAUGGCUUGAAAGCGCCGGGCUGAAGGACAGCACAGAGGCACUCAUCCUGGCUGCACAGGAGCAGGCCCUGAGCACCAGAGCCAUAGAGGCCCAGAUCUACCACACCAGACAAGACCCAAGGUGUAGACUGUGCAAAGAGGCCCCAGAGACGGUCCAGCACAUAACUGCAGGGUGUAAGAUGCUGGCAGGGAAAGCAUACAUGGAACGCCAUAACCAAGUGGCUGGCAUAGUAUACCGGAACAUCUGCGUGGAGUAUGGACUGGAAACCCCAAGGUCAAAGUGGGAAACACCUCCCAAGGUGGUAGAGAACGAGCGAGCCAAGAUCCUGUGGGACUUCCAGUUACAGACUGACAGAAUGGUAAUGGCGAACCAACCAGACAUUGUGGUGGUGGACAAAGAGCAGAGGAAAGCCGUAGUGGUGGAUGUGGCAAUACCAAGCGAUGGCAACAUAAGGAAAAAGGAACAUGAGAAACUAGAGAAAUACCAAGGGCUCAGAGAAGAACUGGAGAAGGCUUGGAAGGUGAAGGCCACAGUGGUGCCUGUGGUGAUUGGAGCACUGGGGGCAGUGACCCCCAAACUGGAGGAGUGGCUAUGACAGAUCCCUGGAAAAACAUCUGACAUCUCAGUCCAGAAAAGUGCAGUCCUAGGAACAGUAAGGAUACUGCGCAGAACCCUCAAGCUCCCUGGCCUCUGGUAGAGGACCCGAGCUUGGAAAGUGGAUGAGACCACCCGCGUGGGGUGAGAAGGGAGUUAUUUAUAUAUAUAUAUAUAUAAAUAUAUAUGCUUCAUAUAUAGUUGCUUCAGGGAGCAUGAGACAUCACUUGGCCCCA
Molecule: messenger RNA, 6053 nt
Organism: Betta splendens (Siamese fighting fish)
Lineage: Eukaryota; Metazoa; Chordata; Actinopteri; Anabantiformes; Osphronemidae
Exons: 2
Coding region: 5063-5818 (251 amino acids)
Source: RefSeq, a predicted model, not a curated record